This is a messenger RNA of Microtus oregoni (creeping vole), 902 nucleotides long. RefSeq names its product interleukin 11 (gene Il11). The coding region runs from base 345 to 767 and encodes 140 amino acids. The record is from RefSeq and is a predicted model, not a curated record. NCBI's taxonomy places the organism in Eukaryota, Metazoa, Chordata, Mammalia, Rodentia, Cricetidae. The transcript is spliced from 5 exons. Gene Ontology annotation, biological process: positive regulation of cell population proliferation; positive regulation of MAPK cascade. Gene Ontology annotation, cellular component: cytoplasm. Gene Ontology annotation, molecular function: growth factor activity; cytokine activity.
GUCCCUAGCCCCUGAGCCCCAACGCGGCCAGCCGGGUCUCCAGCUGCCUGCGUCCCUGAGCGCUUCUCAGACCAGGUGCGCCCAGGUCCUCCCCGACUCAGCGGCCUAGCCUUCCGCGGCCACCUUUGUGGACAUAUGGGAGGGAGUCCGGGGCGCCUCCCUGGAGAGAAAUCGGUGUUUGUCACCUGGUCCUGGUGGUGCUGAGCCUCUGGCCAAAUAGAGCCAUUGCCCCUGGGCCACCAUCUGGCUCCCCUCGAGUCUCUUCAGAUCCUCGUGCAGAUCUGGACAGCGCUGUCCUCCUGACCCGAUCCCUUCUGGCAGACACUCGGCAACUAGCCGCACAGAUGAGAGACAAAUUCCCAGCGGACGGAGACCACAAUCUGGACUCCCUGCCUACCUUGGCCAUGAGCGCUGGGACACUGGGAUCCUUGCAGCUUCCAGGUGUGCUGACAAGGCUUCGAGUAGACUUGAUGUCCUACCUCCGGCAUGUGCAAUGGCUGCGCAGGGCAGGUGGUCCAUCCCUGAAGAUUCUGGAGCCAGAGCUGGGUGCCCUGCAAGCCCGGCUGGACCGGCUACUUCGUCGUCUACAGCUCUUGACAUCUCGCUUGGCUUUGCCCCAGGCAACCCCAGACCAACCCACGGUCCCCUUGGGCCCUCCUGCUUCAGCUUGGGGAAGCAUCCGGGCGGCUCACGCCAUCUUAGGAGGCUUGCACCUGACCUUGGACUGGGCUGUACGAGGCCUGCUGUUGCUGAAGACUCGGCUGUGACUCAAGACUGAAAGCCACCACCGAUAUCAUCUUUUAAAGCCACAUUUUUAUUUAUUUAUUUAUUUUGUUACUUGGGGGGGCUGAUCAUCAGGGGCAUGCCACACCCCACACAAGCCGACACCCAGCUAGAUACAU